Messenger RNA from Culex pipiens pallens (northern house mosquito), 9015 nucleotides. RefSeq names its product neurobeachin-like protein 1. Gene Ontology annotation, cellular component: membrane; cytosol. The coding region runs from base 150 to 8516 and encodes 2788 amino acids. Gene Ontology annotation, biological process: intracellular protein localization. The transcript has 19 exons. The record is from RefSeq and is a predicted model, not a curated record. Gene Ontology annotation, molecular function: protein kinase binding. Lineage: Eukaryota; Metazoa; Arthropoda; Insecta; Diptera; Culicidae.
GUAGGCAGGAAAGUGGUGAGGAAUAAUAACAACAUAGCCAGAUACUGUGCAGAUUAGGUUUCGGGGAGGUGAAAAUUUGUGAAAAAAUUAGUAAAACAUAGAAAAUGAGUGUUUUUUCGGUCGCUGUUUGCAUCUAAACGCUGUCGAGGAUGGAUUCCAAGAAGGAUAUCUACAAUUUAUGGGUGCAAUACACUACAAAGAAUGAGGAGAUCUUCUUCCGCCAAUUCAUCCAGGGCUUCGUCAGCAUCUGGAACGAACAGCUCUCGUUGGAUUACGAAAAUGUUCCGCACUGGGCACGCAUCCCUCCGGAUUCGGGGCCCCACCUGAGCCGACUUCCGGAUGAGUUGCUGCCCGCGAUAGAGAAAUUUUUGAUAAUCGCAAGAGAUAAAUUUGAAAAGGAUUUCAGUGGAGAAGAAGAAAAGGAGGAAGAAACAGUACUGGAAAUACAACUACUAGUGCAAUGCUUGACAAUAAUCUGUCGUCACUUUGACAAUAUUACAACGAUCAUAAAAUCUAGCUACAUAUCCAAUUGCGUAGCCCUAAUCAAUUCUAUAAUAGAUAAGCUAAACCAUCAACCAUCGCUAAGCUGCGAGCACCAGCGGUUCAUAAAAUGCUGCAACUACUUCCUGCAAGCACUGUACGACCCAUACUUAACCUGGAGGAACUUCCUCCGGGGGGAUGUGGCCAACUACGCCAAAUUGGGCUACAAAAUCUCGCCCCUGCAUCCCGAGAUCGUGCCAUUCAUCUACGAUUGCUUCCAGGCGAAGGGCAUUUGCAAACAUCCCGAUGUGGGCAAAGAGCUCUUUCACAUACUGGGGGCCGUGAUUGCUGGUUCACAGGUUGCUUUAGUACGCGUACCCAAGCAAAAUAUUAAUUCAUAUCACUUAAACAAUUCAACUGGUGACGGAGCAAAGACUGUGCACAAUGGAUUACGUGCCAUAAGCCCUGCUACCGUUAACAUUGUGAUGGAUAUCAUUUCAAAAUGGGAGAGCGACAGCGGCCUUCGUCAGCUGGUUCUCCAGUGCUUGACCUUGAUGGCAAUAAUACUACAAAAGUCUAGUCCUGAACAGCGCCAAAUCGAUUUGCUUACCAUUUUUCAACUCUUCAUGGGUGCCGUGCAGACUCUGCUCGAAGCGGACCACUUUCUACAGAAGGCUACACCGGCGGAGAACUUUGAACUCUCCCAGCGCGAUGACAAUUACGUUGAUAUAAAUUCGCUCACCGCGAUCAUCGACACGAUCGAACACUUUCUUCCCGAUUACGUGAACAAACAAGUGCUGUGCAAUGCCAUGUUUGAGGCCAAGUUUUUGACAACUUUGGUGCAAAUACCGGACCGCGUUAAGACGUGGAACAUUGAUCAUCAACCUCUGGGUUCGUCGUUGGUCAGGAGCAUCCACAAACUGUGCAGUAGCUCGGAGAAAAUUCACUACAAUUUUAUUCACACAAACAACAUCAACAUUCUGUUUGAUGGGCUGAAACUGUUUGGACGACCGUCGCAAAAUUUGAUAUGUGAUUGUUUGUACUUUGCGUUCGAUGGAGGCAGCAAUCGCAACUUGAACGCUCAAAUUGUGAGCAAGCUGAUCGAGUGGAUACCCACGAUGGCCGAGCCGGAGCAAAACUACAUCAGUGAUGUGCUGCUAAAGAAAUGCACGACUAAUUUGCAAAGCAAACAUUCCAUUAGCGAACAACGCAUCAUAAAACGCAUUGUGGAAAGUUGUCUGGUAGAUCACAACAAAUUGUCUGCAAAGUGUACAAUAAACCUGCUGAAACUGAUUGAAGAACUCGCCAAGCACAGUAUUCAUCCCAUAGAACUGAAGAGUUUGCUGAAGCUUUUGCGUCUCGAAGUCAAUUUCGAAUACAGGAAACACCUGAUCGAAGUUAUGUUGAAAGUUUCUCAACACCGCCUUUCCCUUGGAGUUACCCCAAAGGAAUACUUGGACAUUCAGAACAAUACCAAUGGGAUCACCAUUCCCGAGAUUCGAAAAUGGGACACGGCACACGGGUUUGUCUUUCAUUCAUGGAUACGCCUAGACAAAGAUUUCGAGCAUUUUGAAAGUGCAGAGGAGGAGAUAAAUUUGCAAAACUACCGACGUCAUCUCUUCAGUUUGACCACGAACUACGGAACGGGGUACGAAUUUUUCAUACAGAAAAACGGAAACUUUGUGGUCAGUGUCAUCACGAAGAAGGAGUUUUUCACAGCGACCGCCCAAUCAACGCACCUGCUCGAUGGUCGCUGGCACUCGAUAACCGUGAGUGUGGUGCCACCGAAGCGGCUCUUUUCAUACCAUCAAAUCAACGUGUACAUCGAUUCUGUCCAGAAGCUGGGUUCGACGAUGAAAUUUCCUGCAUUUGCCGAGGUUUUCCACUAUUGCGCUAUCGGAGCUCCGUACAACAACGUGCGCAAGGCAGCCCACACGUCCCAUCAGUCCAACACGGCUCGGAUGAAUACCACGCCCGAGACAAGCUCACCGCCGGCGGAACGAGAGGAAAAGCCAAAGGGAGGCCUGUUUCCCAACCUGAUGGAGAAAACGUUCCUGCCGGGGAUAGUUUCGCAGGUUCCCAGUUACUUUACGCUACCCGCGCGACAAUCGAGCACCACUUCGUUGGAUCCCAGCGUGAAGUCGUACCCAAUCGGGAUGCAGGACCUGGUGUUUGGUGAGGCCAUCUGCCUCAAGGGUCAGCUUGGGUGUGUUCUGCUGGCCGAAACGAACAUCAACUUGAAGAGCGUUUUCGAAGCUGGUCCAAGUAUUGCCAACGUUUUGGCAACGGACAUGAUUGAAUCCUUCGACAUGGCCUCGAAGUUUGUGUUCUGUUUUUCGCCCAGAGCAUGUUUCGAUGGAUUGUGUUUGGAUCUGGCCCCUGGAAACCAGUACAAUGGACAUGUCGUAGCCAGCUCAUCGGGCAUAGUUUCAAUUCAAAACGCAAUCAACGGGGUUGGAGGGAUGAGUGCGCUGCUGCCAAUCUUGGACAAUAUUAGCCAAAUACCGUCGUCGGACGUGCAUACUUCAGACGAGCUCAUCCCGCUUACGCCGUUGGCUUCACCAACCAGAGAGGAACACUUUGACGAUUGGGAAAUGCUGCAAACGCAUUCGCUAACGGAAUCCAAAGUAAUUCAAAACCCCAUUGCUUGUUUUAUUUGCUUGGUGCGGAACUUCAUUUACGGCAACGAACUGAACAAGGAAAGUAUCCUCAAAAACGAUGGAAUCCCCAUCAUUAGUCAGCUACUUCAGCAGUGCAGCGAAUCGUUGUUCGACGUCAACGUACUUAUGGCUGUUCAGCUGUUGAUAGAAUCCGUUCAAAACGAGAUGCCUUCUGCGCACAUGGAACUUCUGCACAUUCUUUACAAAGACUUGGUGUUUAACUUUCGCAUUUGGGCUCGAGCUCAGUUCCAGAUUGUUAUUGGACACAUUCAGUACAUCAGCACUAUAAUCAAAGAAGACCGGAAGUACUUUCGUAAGCAUUUCGGAACUCAAUUCUUGCUCGAUACCAUUCAAGAGUUUUUCGCUGGCACGUGCACUCUGCCAGCCCAGGAUGCAAAAAUGGUGCGUGAUUCACUGCUUCGUAUCUUGCGCUAUUACAUCCAGAAGGAGGUCAACAUCAAAGAGAUUUCAGCUCUACUUACCUUUCUGACCACCAUCAAGGUUGAACCGGUUGUGGUGGAAAUCUUAGAAAUGCUUACAACCCUGAUUGAGAGUAAGCACGUGAAAGAUCAAAUAUUUCUCCUGAUGUACGAACCACACAUGGCUGAAGCGCUGUACACAUUGUUUAUGGAUCGUCACUUUGGAAAUGAGGUGCACACGAGGUUGCUUAAGUUCAUCGGAGGGAUGUUGAACACGAAACGCAUUUCCAGCAAGCACAAAGCAGCGUUACGUCUGUAUGAGGGUUCCAUCGAGUGUAGUACGCUAUACCCGGGGUUGUUUUCGUUCAUGAUUCCGUUCGACUUGGAGCCGGAUGUUAUCCUGGGUCUGUUGGAUCUCAAUCUCUGCCUGGAUACGGAAAUGGGAUACGCUGGGGCGCUGUGCUUAAUCUACCAUGCAAACUUGGCGAAUUUAUCGCUCAAGCUGGAAAUCGCCAAGAGACUUAUGACGAGCACGUUCACCAAACCGAAAGCACCUCAAAUGAUUGCCAAACAGGUGGGCUGGCAGGAAUCGAUCGCUCGUUUGCUCAUCAAAAAGCCUGUCGAGAACAGGUCCUUGUCGGAUAAGGAAAAGGAGAAGGGAAACAUCCUCACAAACAUUGAGGAUAUAGUCAAGCAUGAAAGUGAAUCGUCAAUCGGUGGGGGUCCAAAUGAUUUGAUCGUGUUUGACGAUGAAACAAUGGAGCUGAAGGCACAGGAAACUCCGAAAUCAGCCAACUCGUUUAUGACGGAAGCAGCUUCGGUGAUUGAGAGUGAAUUUAAAGAGCUUGCCGACAGAGCUCAGGAAGCGGUGGUUGACAAUAUUACUUCGUCCAUAACUUCGGUGUAUUCGGUUCUUAGACAGAAGACUUCGGGUAUGCAAGACGCGUUCGAAUCGUUGACUUUGAGUUUCGAAGAAGUGUCGGGAAGGAAGAAGAGUUCGCUAUCAAUUUCAAGCAGCAGUGAGGAAAACAUUUCGAUGGAAGAAUCGCUGGCGGUGUCCUCCGUGAAAGAUGACACACAGUCAACCAGAAGUGCGGACGAUCUAGAUAGUACAGCAUCGGCAGCGGGUGCUGGUGGGCCCAAUUUGAAGAGUGUCGAUGAGAACGAUGAAGAAUAUCUAGUGUAUUUAGUGUCUAAUAUUCUGUUUACCAUUCUGUGGCGUGGAGUUGAAAAUACGAACGAUUCGUGGAAAGAGCGGGGACAAGUGAUGGCGUGCAUAAAUCUGAUAGCACUGAACAAUGAGUUGUACUGCUCACAUUUAACUCUUAGGUUGCGCAUUCUGGAAAUGGGAGUGCAAGCCGCACUGAUUGAUUUGGGAGAUAACGCACAGUUAGUUGUAACUCAUCAGCAGAAUGCCGCUCAGUUGCUGCGUUUGGCGUACGAUUUGGUAGUGCUUGAUCCAAACGAAGAUGCUCUGAAAAAGUGUUCGACAAAGUUGCUUGAUGGAGUGCUCUCUCUGCUGGAUAUUCUGAUGGUUUUCCAGCAGAGCAGUUCGGAUGAUUGGUCGGAAAUGUCCCACCUGUGUUUGGGACUGCUGCUAAAGUGUUCGCACAACCACAACUCGGACAUUGUCGCAAUGGCCACUGCAAAGCUUCAUGGACUGUUGCAGAACCGUAUCAAUCAGGAACCGGCAGAAAUAGCCUUUCUGCUGUACAGUAUGAAUCACGCCAUCAGUAGUGCAAUCGAGGUUGGCAACUCGGAACAGUAUUCAUUUUUGAUUCCGGUGCUGAAAGCACUGCUGGACAAAUCUCGCACAUCGCUAGGUCUAGCGACCAGCACUCCCGAUCUUCCGGCUACGUCAUCUGGACCUAUUUUCUUCCAAGACUUUCAAGUCUACUGCACCUCUAAGCAAUGGACCAGUUUCAUCGAGAAAAAGAUCAAACCGCUGUACACUUCCUACCAGAAAGACCUCUCUAACUCGCUGUGGGAACCGCUGAACACAUUUUGGGCUGAGUGUUACGAGUCGUGCAAAUUUUCGUCCCAGCGCCGAGCCAAGCUGCAGAUGGAGAGCCGUCGGAAGUUCCAGGAAAAAAUACUGAUUCCAUGUCGUAUACGGCAAUCGGAGGAGCUGGCACGUGUCAACGUGCAGCAAACCCAGCGGAAGGCCAGGGAAGCCCACGUCGGUAGACGGUGGCACACGUUGAAGCGGUUUCUGUACGGCUCAAAGGGCGCGUGGGCUAAACUCACCACCGAGGAGGAGUUUUGGCGGUUGUCGCACAGCGAGAAUAGUGUCCGCAUGCGGCUCAAGCUGGAGCCCGACCUGCAGCACGAUCCGCACACGGCCGCCUCGAACAUGCGGGACAACACGACUUCGUCAACGGCCCACAGCCGGCGAUUAUCCAGCGAGCUGGGCUCGACCAUUGCGGCGCCGGCCGCCCUCGGUGGCGAAAGCAUCGACGAGGACAUCCUGCUGCUGGAGGAGGAGCUGCGCAACAGUGCGGAACCGCAAGUACCCGAGACUUCAGGAAAGGAGAAGAUUGUAAUAUCGCAGGAGUGUGAGCUGAUAACGCUGAUGACCAGAGUGAAGGGACGAUUGGAUCUGACCACAAAUCAGAUUAUUUUCACGGAAAUGGGUGCGAUUCGGGACGAUGGCCAGCGGCAUGAUUUCAAAUUUCCACUGAGUCAGCUGAGGGAGCUUCACUUGAGGAAGUUCAAUCUGCGAAGGAGUGCGCUGGAAAUGUUUCUGGUUGAUCAGACGAGCUACUUCUUGAAUUUUACUACCAAAACCAGAAACAAAAUAUUCACCAAGAUUCUCAGCUUACAGCCACCGAAUAUUUUGUACGGCUCUGGGCGGUCGCCGGCGGAGUUAUUGAGAUCCUCAGGACUGACUCAGAAAUGGGUAAACAGGGAAAUAUCGAAUUUUGAAUAUUUAAUGCACCUCAACACAAUUGCUGGACGAUCGUAUAAUGAUCUUAGCCAGUAUCCGGUAUUUCCAUGGAUAUUGGCGGAUUAUACGAGUGAUAUUCUCGACUUGAACAAUCCAAAAUCCUUCAGGGAUCUCAGUAAACCGAUAGGCGUAGUCAAUCCAAAGAAUGAGGCCGAGGUUAGGAGUAAGUUUGAGAGUUUUGAAGAUCCAUCCGGUUUGAUUCCAAAGUUCCACUACGGAACCCACUACUCAAACUCUGCUGGUGUGUUGCACUAUCUGAUUAGAGUUGAACCGUUUACUUCGUUACACAUUGAACUUCAAAGUGGUCGCUUCGAUGUCGCCGAUCGCCAGUUUCACUCAAUCCCGCAAACGUGGAAACUUCUGAUGGAUAAUCCGAAUGAUGUGAAGGAGCUUAUUCCGGAAUUCUUCUACUUUCCGGAAUUUUUGAAAAACAUGAACAACUUCGAUCUUGGCAUUCUUCAAACCACAAGGGAACGCGUUGAUGAUGUGAUGUUGCCUCCCUGGGCCAAGUCAGCAGAAGAUUUCAUUGCAAUCCAUCGUCGUGCGCUGGAAUCGGAGUAUGUCUCGCAAAAUCUGCACCACUGGAUUGAUCUUAUUUUCGGCUACAAACAAAAAGGACCUAAAGCAGUGGAAGCAUUGAAUGUUUUCUACUAUUGCUCUUACGAAGGAGCUGUUGAUUUAGAUAAAAUAACGAACUCGGUUGAACGCGAAGCCGUCGAAGGAAUGAUCAACAACUUUGGCCAAACCCCCUCCCAGCUUCUAAAAGAACCUCAUCCCAAGCGACUAACGCAGGACGACCUGACAAUGAAGCUGUUAAAGCUUGAGUUGAAGAAACCCGAUCUAACGUUGAUUCUGGAUCGUGUCAACUGCAUCAACUGCGAGCUGGCCACGGACAAGGACCCGGUCAUCUACCUAAGCACUCCUCGAAGCCCACCGCGAUCAUUUCUGCAGAGCAGUCCGGACAUGUUAAUAUCGGUGACGAAAAGUGGCAUACUCGGCUGCCACAGCUGGAUGUCGUUCGACAAAGAGAAAGGAUUCCUGCUGGAAAUCGAUGCCACUACCUCCAACUUAAAAAACCGAAAAAGACUAGUCGGCCCGUUCCAUCCUUCGGUCAAUUUGAAUUCGAAUUUAUUUGCCGUCAGUAUCGAUGGCAAAUAUUUGUAUGCCGGUGGCAUCUGGGACAAUUCAGUUCGAAUAUUCAAUAUGGCAAGGGGAAAGGUGGUAGCUUCGGCGAUUCAUCAUUUCGAUGUGGUGACCUGUUUGGCACUGGACAGUUGCGGAUCGUACCUGGUAACCGGCUCGAAGGAUUGUACCUGCAUAAUAUGGUCGAUUAGCAACGGGACAUCGACCGGGACGACGAUCGUUUCGAACCUUCAGCCCAACACGGCCGCGUUGAAUCAAAAUCUGGCCGGAAACGUGGUCGGGAGUGCAAAUGUGGUUCAUUUAACGAACAAUCUCACCCCCAAGCCCGUCCAUACGCUGUACGGCCAUGAUAAUAGCGUUUCGUGUGUUUCAAUCAUGACGGAACUCGAUGUUGUAGUAUCAGGAUCUCUGGAUGGUACCGUAAACAUGUAUACCAUUAAGGAGGGACAAUUUGUGAGGACAAUAAAUCCAAUUGGAUGCACUGGUGUAAACAUAGAAAUAUCAUUCAUCACACAAUCUUAUCAAGGUCAUGUUGCAUUUUCUGCAUUCGACGACACAUCACAUUCGGUUCACGUGUUCAGUAUUAAUGGCGUUAGUUUAGGCUCCAAGUAUGUGUCUGGCCGCGUAACAGGACUGACAACCUCCACGGACCACCUGGUUGUCUCCGACGAUGCCGGCGAUCUUACCAUGAGCCGUUUAUAUGGAUUGAAGCCAAUCUUUGACAUUCCACUUCAUAUUCCAACCCAAACAAUCGUGGCCACUGGCGGUGGAACUCAUCUUCUAGCACCACUGCGCGACGGAAGCCUGGCCGUGAUUGGCAUCAUGCAGCCCAUUGCCUACAAGAAGCACGCCGUCAUGAUGGUGUAAAGAUAAAAAAAAACCUCUCCCUGGAGUGUAACUCGUCAAUUACAGUAUUCCUUCUGAUUUCAAGUGCCACAUGCGUACGUGUGUGCGUGUGUGCACUCUUCGAAAUCUUAUUCCCUCCCCCUUAACAUGGGUAGUUUGUGUUUGCCCUAAAGUUAGACAAAAUAAGAUACAACCUGAUAACCCUUCUGGGAAUAAUAUACCGGUAUAAUACAUGAAUGUUAACGAUCGUGGGGUAGUAGUAGAAACGUUGAUUCAACCGUAGUGAGCAAACCGCAAUAGAUGAAUAUUGUUUGUGAUGAUUGGCAACACCUAACCAAUAAUUGUAGACGCAACACACACCUCCCACUGAACGCUGAACGCUAUGCGUUUCUAGAUUUGAGGAACAAGUUGAGAUUAGUGUGACAACAUUAUUGCAUAUUUGGUGUGAUUUUAGAAGAAUUGUUAUUUCUAAUAUAUGUUGUUAUUUUAUGGAUGUAUAAGUAAACCAGCAUACACAUAA